Molecule: messenger RNA, 3675 nt
Organism: Salpingoeca rosetta
Lineage: Eukaryota; Choanoflagellata; Craspedida; Salpingoecidae
Exons: 20
Coding region: 1-3675 (1224 amino acids)
Biological process (GO): carbohydrate metabolic process
Molecular function (GO): protein binding; hydrolase activity, hydrolyzing O-glycosyl compounds
Source: RefSeq, a predicted model, not a curated record
AUGGCGCAGACGUCCAUGACGCGUGAGGCGUGUGCCACGCUCUGCUACACCUUCAACUUUUUCACUCAAGCGCCGUUGAGUAUGGCUACCAAUGCUGCUUCUGCGAACACCCAAGCUGAAUUCCACCGCGCAGUCUCGGCGCCUUCCUCCGACUGCAACGAGCCAUGCACGGGGGUGUCAACCGAGAUGUGCAGAGCAGCCAAUCGCAUGAACAUCAAUCCGGGCAAACUGUUCCGGCAAACCCGUUCCCGCAGUUGCCGUUCUUGCAACACGAGUCUGUCCAUCGGUGCCCGCCUCGACGACCUCAUUGGACGCCUCAGUCUUCAGGAGAAGGCCGGUCUCAUUGGCCCUGAUCCCGUCACCAGCCCAUGCGCCUUCCUCGACUAUGGCAUCAAGAGGCUCGCCAUCCCGCCGUAUCUGCAUCUGGUGGAGACGAACACGGCCGUUGCCUCUGCGUGCAUCAUCAGCCAGGACAAGUGUGCCACCACGUUCAUUGAGCCCCAAAGUCUUGGCGCAGCCUUCAACCGAAUGUGUGUCAUAUCCACAGAGAUGCGCGCCUUCAACAAUCUCAGCCGGCACAGGGGUGGCAGCGUCUUGCAGAAGAUCGUACUCAAAAGCACAGACCCCUGCUUGAGCGGCGAGUACGCUGCUGCUUACGUGGCCGGCUGCCAGGACGGCCCAGACAGGAAGUACAAGAAAAUGACAGCAGGUCUCAAGCACGUUAACGCGCACUCGGUCGAGACAACCGCGUGGCAUUCAACGGGAACAUCUCCACCUCUGACCUCUGGGACACCGAGACUGUGGUGCGAUUUGCAAACAUGGUCAACGCCAACACGUACGCCCACGAGUUCCGUCGACGCUGUCGCGAAGACGCUGAACGGCAGCGCGGAUAUGGAGCUCGGAGAGACAUACUUCACCACAAACGGCCACUUGGAGCAGGCUGUGAAGCACAACCGCAUGACAAUCAACACGGCGCACAACACCACAUCGUUGAGUGCACGGCCUGCGGACCCAACCCUCCCUCCAGUAACGGCCGCUGCAUCAGCGAGUGCCCCGACGAUGGCGAGUAUGAGCUCGGCCAACGGGUGUGCCGAGUGCCACUCCACGCGUCAAUCUCACCAGUCGUGCAUUGCCCAUUGCCCUCUCGAUUACUUCUACGCCAAGGACCACCGCUGCGUGCCAUGCACCACGUGCGGCAUGUGCACUUGGGCCUCUACCUCAUGCUCCGCGUCCUUCGACGUCGUCUGCUCUCCCUGGACCGAGUGCAAGCCGGGUCAGAAGGAGUCAGUCUCUGGCAACGCCUACCAGCCGCUGCCGGACCGCGCCUCGUGCUUCCCCACCAGCGUGUGCGAGGAGCCCUUCAUCGAGACCAUCCCGCCCACGCUCACCACGGACCGCCUGUGCUCCUGCGACACGCUCACCUGCAACAAGCUCAUCACGCAACUGUUUGAGGAGAUUGUGUGCGCCGAGCCCACGGACGAGCAGCUCGACGUGGUGCUUGACGUGUGCUGCUCCGGCCAAGGCGAGGAUGGCAUCCGCGACACCAUUCGCCAGAUGGACGCCUACGAGGCACGCCGCUCCUGCCCAGGCUGCACAGACACGUGCGAGUGCAGCGCUGGCUUCAUCCUUGUCUACGACGCCGAUUCGGCCGACUGUCGGCCGUGCGACAGCGUGACGGAGUUCUCCCCAUCCAUUGGCGGCAGCAAGUGCGAGCCCAUUGAGGAGUGUGAGCGCGGCCAGGAGGAGGUCUCCGCGCCAACCUGCUGUUCCUUGGACCGCGUCGACGGCUCCACGGGUUGCCAGAUGUGCCCCGCCGGCCACUACACGGAGGCGGGCUGCCACGGCUCCUGUUCCAGCUUCACCUGCCGCGCAGGCACCCACCACCACCACGACAGCGACCCCACCACCACGUGCAUGGACGUCACAGAGUGCGCAUCCGGGCAUGAAGAGGUGCAGGCCAUGACGCUCCUCAUCAGCGACCGCGUCUGCGACGAGUGCACAGAGGGCACGCACAAGGCUGUCUCUGGCCAGGGCGUGCCCUGUCUCCCCGUCACCACGUGCGACGCCGGCGAGGAGGAGACAGCCGAGCCCACCCCCACGAGCGACCUGCGUGUGCAGCCAAGUACAUUUCCCCGCAUGGCCGUGAGCAAGUGCGAGUUUGGCACCUUCCAGAGCCAGGUGCCCACGCUCGACUCCAACCGCGAGUGCACGCUGGAGUGCUCCGAGUGCCCCAGCGGCCGCUUCGAGAUUCGCGCCUGCUCCACGCUGGAGAACGUGCAAUCGCAUCUGCCGCGACCUGACCCAGUGCAACCCGUCGACGGAGUACGAGCGCACCGCCUGUGUCACCUCAUCACCAAGUGUGACCCUGGCGAGCAUCGCAUGCGUGCGCCCACCUCCACCUCCGACGCCAAGUGCGAGCCGUGCCCCAUCGGCAGCACCGACCACGACCGCAACCCGCUCACCGCCUGCCAGCCGUGCCCUUGCGGCCACUAUGUGCCUGCGGACUCCAUCGGCUCCUGCGAGCAGUUCCUGUGCCCAGCCGGCACCGCCGACCUGGACCGCCGCAACGCCAGCACACGCCGUGUACGCCGUGCCAGGCUGGCGUGGACUUUGCCUCCCUCUCUGGCCCAGCGCGAUUGCACACCUGUGACGGAGUGCGACCUCGGCUACGAGGAGAUGGUGCGCCCCACCAUCUUCACGGACCGCCAGUACCGCCGCUGCAUCGAGGCCCUGUUCUACCGCGACAGCAACACGGACUUCUCCACGCGCCGGCAUGGACCGCGAGUGCCAGAUGGGCCGCACGUGCCCCAACAACAGCACGUUCAUCUCGUGCCCGCUCACGCCCACGACGCAGAACCACAGGCAUCUGCUCGCCGUGGACGCAGUGCCUGUCUAACAGAGUACGAGCUCGUUGCGCCGUCGCUGGUCAACGACCGCGAGUGCCAGCGCGUGCGCUCGUGCCAGCACACGGAGUACGAGCGACGCAGCUUGAGGUGCUCCCACCGUGCGUGCGUGCCCGCGUACUCUGUCUCGCUCGUCUUUGACGCCAAGUUCAACGCCCUUGCCGACACGCAGUCGCGCCACGAGGCGUUUGAGGCCGCGCUGGGCACCAUUAUUGCCACCGUCGCUUCCAUCAACGAGGACUUUACGGCUCGCCUCUUCAACCGGUCCGUCUCUGGCGACAUUACCGUCAUGGCCUUCACCGCAUCGCCGUGCGAGGCCGACGCGUUCCUGGACGACUCGUCCCUUUGGUUGCACGGGACAGCAACAACAGCCACCAUCAUCGCACACGCUGUGAUCGAGUGCUGUCAGCACAUGCCACCUUCACCUCCCGCAUCAUCAUGCAAACACUGCUGCCACCACCACCACCAACGACAGCAAACUGCUCAAGGCAUUGGAUGCUGUUGGCUCUUGGACUACCACGGCGUUGUUGGGAGAGACGCUAGCAGCAGUGGUGGUGGUGUGGUGGUGGCGCACGCCAUGGCAACAGCAGCGACAGCUGAUGAGGUGGUGAUUGUGUUUGCAUUCCUCACUGGUUCCAGCAACAACAAGGAGGUGGCCACUGUGGUUCUGACCGGCCAUCGACAGAGCAGCGUUGCAGUGUGCCAUGCGGUGUUUGAUGAUGCAUCGUUGUUGUUGCCACUGCGUUGGCUUGGGACAGUGCCAAAGACAUGA